GCGUUCUGUCGCCGCAGUGGCGCGUCGCUCUCGUCGCGACAGUAUCGCUCACAGUUCGUAGAGAGUGGACGUAUGUCGGUCGGGUAUCGGGCUUCUAUUCUCACACGAAACAAGUUUCUGAUAGUAUUCUCCCGGGAUUACGUCCUGGACCUUCUAUCAUUUUAGAAUCUUAACAAUGGCUUUAACUAUUAAUCUCAAAAGUACUUUUUAAGAAAGUAUCGUAUUAUUUCUGACUGUAUUUGUGCAAUUUAUAGUUUCAUUUUAUCUUGAUCGAACGAUAUUUUAUGUUAUCGAAAAGACGUGAAAAAUAAUUGUUUUUGCUAGUGGACGCUAACGUUUAAGUUUGAAAUUUCGGUUGUUUUGUUUUAUUCGAGAACGAACAAAACGUUGAAAAGAGACAAGAUGAGGCUCAAGCGGGUGGGUGCGACAGGUGUGACGGCUUUGGUGGUUCUGUUGGCAACAAUAACAGGUUGUCUAGCCCAAAACCUGAGGAUACUUCCGAUAUCGAAACAGCAGACUGUGGCAGUUGGGAAGUCUGUUGUACUUACCUGUCAAGCUGAUGCACCUGAUCCGGCACUGGUCACACAGCCACAGUGGAGGGACCCGAAAGGACAGAUCAUCAUGGAAGCUGCUGCUGGAACUCGUCCGGAAAUAUACACAGAAGCAAUGCCUGCCAAACAGCUUCAGUUGUUGUAUAUAUCCUCGAUAACGCCUGCAAUGGCUGGAAACUAUUCCUGUGAGGCUACUUACACGAAUAUCCCUCUUAGCGCCAGCGUUAUUUUGGAUACAUUUGUUGCUAUCACUUGGACCAACGCUAAUGAGAACCAGUAUGCAACCAAAGGCAAAGAUUUUAAAGUCAUGUGCGAGGUUACAGCCGAGCCUGCACCAUCAGUAGAUUGGUUUAAAGAAGAAAAUCCCAUCGUAACUGGUGACAGAUACGUAAUACACGCUAAUGGUCUAAUGAUUAAAAACGUUCAAGAAAGUGAUGAUGGUACAUAUACUUGUCGAGCUGUCGUCAUGCAAACUGGUGAACUUGCGGAAAGGAACAUUAAACUUGAGGUUUACACCGCACCAGAAAUGGAAGAACGAGAGACGACAGUUAGAAUCAAAGAGGGAGAAUCAGCUGCAAUUACUUGCAAAGCGAGAGGAAAGCCGCCGCCGACUUAUACUUGGAUUAAAGCUUCGACACGCGAGAACCUGGCUACUACAUCACGAUUCAACGUUAACGAAAACACUGGACUCUUAACUUUUGAUAGAGUCGAAGCCGCUGAUUACGGAAAGUAUAUUUGCAGUGCGGUUAAUAAGGCUGGUCAAAACGAAACCGAAAUAGAAGUCGAAGUACUUGUAAAGCCAAGGAUUUUCGAACUCUACAAUACUACUGCUCCCGAAAAACAAGAAGGCAGACUGGAGUGUAAAGCUACUGGUCGUCCAGCACCUCGCAUUAGUUUCCGUAAGCGGAGCAAUAGUGAGCGUUUUGUUAAUGGACCAAAUGAUGGUGGAAGGAUUACUAUUGAGACCAGCAGUCAUCAAUCAGGAGAUCAAAUUGAAUCUAGCGCAGUAAUCAUGAUUUCGAACUUGAAUAGAACUGAUGAUGGUUUAUACGAGUGCAUUGCUGAGAACGAUGCUGGUGAAGCUUGGCGAAACGGCCAUUUGGCUGUGCAGUUCCGGCCAACCUUUGAAAGAAUGCCUACAGUACCGAUUUGGAGUUGGAAUGGGCAAACUGUAAAUUUGACGUGCGUCGCUGAGAGUAUUCCCAAUGCUACGAUCAAGUGGAGGUUCCGUGACGCUGAUCUGGUAGAAACGCCCCAUAUCAAAAUCUUUGGGUCUGGCCCAAUAAGCUAUGUCACAAUCACGCCACUGGAUCGUGGACUGUAUGGAAUAUACAAGUGCGUUGCUACCAAUACUCUAGGAGAAGCAGAGCAUGUCAUUCAGUUCAGAGAAGCUUUUCCUCCCGGACCUGUUGUACAGGCAAGACAAGAAACUAUCACAGCAACCUCAGUUACUUUCAAUAUUGUUGGACCUGCUGAAGACAUGGGUCCGCCGAUCUUGGCGUAUGUUGCCCAAUUCAAAGAAAAUGCAAACUUCGACUGGAACUUAGCACAGAACCGCACGUGGUCGGUUAAUUCCCCAUACACUGUGGAAAACUUGAGACCAAUGUUUACCUAUGACUUUAGAUUCGCUGCAGUUAAUCAAGUUGGCAUUGGUAGUUGGGGAUCUCCUAUUACGGUUAUCAUGCCAAGAAGGUCACCACCAGAACAGCCGAAAUGGAGAGAGAACCUUAGCUCGGAAUCGCUUAUUCACGGAAAAUACGCAGACAGAUAUGAACUGAAGUGGAAAAUACCCGCUCAUAAUGGGGAGCCUAUUGACAUGUACGAAAUCCGCUAUUGUCCGGUUUUGAAGAUAAGCGGCGAAUGGCGUGUGUCGUCGGAAAACGAGUGCGUUACCCAAGAACUUAAGUCAUUCGAAGCCAUUACAUACGAAGUCAGAGGGCUACAUCCGGACACUCGUUACCGCAUUCAUCUGCGGGCCCAUAACCAGCUCGGUUUCUCACUGCCCGCCCAACUGUACGUCCAAACUGCUCUUGGUGUUGAACGCUCUGGUUUUGCUCACGCGCAACUUCUAUCGAGCGGGGCAAUUAUAGGGCUGUCUUUGGCUGGCGUCAUCAUUUGUCUUCUCAUCGUGGAUCUCUUGCUGCUGUGCUUCAGAAAACAGGGCGUGAUUGCUACCCUGUGCGGCAAACGCGCCAAGAAACACAACGACGAAGAAGCAAAAUUGGGAAGCAUGAAGCCGCGCGCGCCGCCGUCCCCCGCGCCCCUCCCGCCACCAGUCAAGCUCGUGUCUACUCCGACGGAUGAGAAGGAACCGUUGAAAGACACAGAUGAUGCAAUGAAGCGAAACUCCUCAGUGGAAUUUGAUGGACAUCGGGUCUACGCGACAAGCGGGGGCCCCAUCAUUGGCAAGAACUCUGCGGUUUAAUAUUGAAAAAAAAAAAACAAAAAAAAACACGAUAUGAGUAAUCUCACUUUUUUACUAUCGAUACUUAAUUAAUUAUAGGAAUUUUAUAUUUCACUUGCCGAGUUAAAGCUUGUGUAUUUGUGAUGUGCGCGAUCAGUAUUCGCAUCUGCCAAAUUUGAGAAUUUGUGAAAUCAAUUUUAGCGUAACACAAACUACAUUCAAAAUGAUAUUUCGUUUUUUUUAUUAUUCAUAUAAAAAAUACAUAUAUCGACAAUUUAUUAAUGAAUUAGAAAUAUAAUACUUAUGAGUAAUGUUUUACACAACACAACCUAUCCGUCUCUUUGUACAUUUAAGAAUACGUAUGGACACAAUUCACAUUGACUGUGUAGCUAACACUUUUUAUUCUUGUUCCCAUUACACCAUUUCUAUUACAAUGAACGUCACAAAGUUAUAAAGUAAUAUACAUUUAUUUUAGGAUUAAAAUCAAUUUUACGCUGCGAAAAUCUUACGACUUUUUCUCUGCUUCAAAGGUACGAUAUGUGCCUUCUAUUUACGUUUAGAUUAAAUGUUUGAGACACUUAUUUUUAAAUUCGGUAAUCUAUUAUCUUUUGGGAACCAUUGGCACCUAAAAUGGUUACGUUUUGACAUUUAACACGGAACCCUAAAUGUCAUUCAAAUACGUUAUGUUGCGAUUCACAUUGAAACCUUUUAUUAAGAGUCGAUUUUAUUAUGCAAAGAAUACAGAUUACCGUUUUUAAAACUAAGUCAGUUCAGCUAUAUAUUUACAAGGGUAUUAUAGGAUUAUUGUAAAUAGCUUUAGAAUGUAAUCACCUUAAGUAACAUAUAUCGAUAGAUUCAUAUAUUUAAGAUGGCUGGCAUGUGCAGCAUGAUUGGCAGCCUGCUAGUAAUGUUUUGACAUAAUUUUUGACAACGCUUCACCCGAUGGCGCAUUGAUUAGCGCCCUGAUUACUAAACCGAGGACCGCGGGUUUUAUUCCUAUUUCAGGCAAAGAUUCUUGUCAGAAACAUGUUUGUGUUAGCUCAGUGUGGUCACUGUACAAGUAUUUAUGUCAGUAUC
Messenger RNA from Bombyx mandarina (wild silkworm), 4032 nucleotides. RefSeq names its product neural cell adhesion molecule fasciclin 2 (gene Fas2). Lineage: Eukaryota; Metazoa; Arthropoda; Insecta; Lepidoptera; Bombycidae. The record is from RefSeq and is a predicted model, not a curated record. Gene Ontology annotation, biological process: sarcomere organization; cell adhesion. Gene Ontology annotation, cellular component: M band; membrane; neuron projection. Gene Ontology annotation, molecular function: protein binding.